Messenger RNA from Mytilus californianus (California mussel), 3152 nucleotides. Its product is annotated as transmembrane protein 50B-like. Gene Ontology annotation, biological process: protein targeting to vacuole; late endosome to vacuole transport via multivesicular body sorting pathway. The record is from RefSeq and is a predicted model, not a curated record. The transcript has 7 exons. The coding region runs from base 292 to 813 and encodes 173 amino acids. Lineage: Eukaryota; Metazoa; Mollusca; Bivalvia; Mytilida; Mytilidae.
UGUCUUUUAGUCUACAUUUGACAUUUCCGGGAGCUUUGCGCAAAAUUCUAAAAGAAAUAUAGAGGAAAUUUUACAGUAUUUCAAAACAAUAAGAUUGAAUUCCACAGAUCUCCUCGUUUAUAAAUACUUAUGAACUAGUACUUUCAUUGUUGGCAGCUUUGAGUCAUAAUCAUUUGCCGAAUUUGUCAUCGAACAACCACGUAUUUAUAAACACAUCAGUCACCGGUCAGAAAAUCUUCUUUUAGUUUCACUUCCUGGGUGCUGUUCGAUUCAUUAUUUAGCCGUUCAGUCAUGUCUGGAUUUUUGGAUAACUGCAACCCAAGAUGUGAAUGUAUAGAAUUAGGAGAAAUGAGAAAUUUAGUAGUCUCAAUUGUAUCAGGAUGCUUGUUUUUUACUGGAUGGUGGAUAGUUAUAGAUGCUGCAGCAAUUUACCCAGAUGAAGCACAAUUGCAGAAAGCCUUUCACACAUGUGGUGCUGUAGGGACUAUAGCAUUUUUCAUGAUAAAUUCAGUAUCAAACGGACAAAUUAGAGGAGAUGCCUACAGUACUGGAUGUAUGGGACAGACUGGAGCUAGAGUUUGGCUGUUUAUUGGGUUCUUGCUUGGAUUUGGAGCACUGAUUGGUGCUUCCUGGAUCCUGUUCGGAUUUUAUGUGGUUAAUAACAAAGAUAUGAAUAGGAAUAGUACUAUCACAACUGCACCUGAUGACUAUAAACCAGAGUGGGCAGGUGUAGCAAUAUUUCUACAGAAUGCAUUGAUAUUCUUCAGUUCCCUGCUGUUCAAGUUUGGACGGACAGAAGAUCUGUGGGGAUAGAGGAAGAAUAUUUUAUAUUACUGUGACCCAUUAUAAUGAAUAGUGGCUUAUUUUAUGUCAAAAAGCUAUCAAUGGAAUCAUUUGAGAAAUAUCAUUUCUCAUGAUUAAAAAAACAGUGAAUGUCAGAUCAGUUUCAUUUUUCUGUUGAUCUUACUGUUGCAUGUCAAUGUCAUUGUAUACAGUUUUUUUUUUUGUGUCUUGAAUAUUUUUUAAGCUUUGUACAAAAUGAUGUUUAUAGCUUUUUGUGACAGUUUGUAUGAUGUACCAGGGAUGGAACUAAUUAGUUUUAACUGCAAUUGCUAACAUGCUGUGGUAUCCCGUGAAAUUGCAUUACGUUUCUCAAGACAGCUCAUGUCUACCAUAGUUUGUUCAAAAGCAACAGUAGCUAGAUUGGGCUGUAUUGAUAAACACAUUUUUAGUAGCCUGGGCCAACUUUUAGAGCCAUUUGCUACUUAGUCAUAGUAUCCAUCCCUGAUAUACAAAAACUAAAAGCCAAUUGUGUCAUGUUAUAAUGUUUUACAUAUAGUAUUCAAUUUUGUUUAAAGAGCUAUUACUGUCUAGAUUUAAAAUGCAAAAUUGCAAAUGGAGGAUUUGUUUUUUACUAAAUUGGAUAGAGAUAUUUACAUUUUUAGGUAUUUAGCUGAAUUGUCUGUGAAUAACCCUAGAUUUUGCUAUGAAUAACCUUCUGAUGUAGAAUUUCCAUGGUAGUGUAUGUCUUUCCUUGACUUAUUGUUUUAGUUGCCCUUUGGUAUGCUGAGAAAUGCAGAUUUGUAGCUCACAGAAACAAAAAGGAAACAAGAUAAAAUCACUUUUUGAUUAUGAAGUCAAAUUCUUUAAAUGGUGGUGCAAAAUUUUGUGGGAACUUGUGUGAUAUUAAGAAAUGGCAGACAAAUUUGUAUACAAGUGUAAAUAUGCCUUCUGAGAAAUGAGUAAAUAAAAUUUAGUCUGGCAACUUAUGACAGUAUUUGUAAGAUUCAGUUGCCCAGAUAUAAUUUAUGAUGUGACCAACAUCUAAUAAAAAAAUUCAAUCAAACUGAUGCUAUAGCCCACCUUGAAAUUGCAGAGAGUUCAGAGUUGUUUUGCUCUAUGUUGAAGGCUUCACUGUAACUUUGACAUGGAGAACAGCAAUGAAAGUGUUUUUUCUUUGCUUUUGGACUUUUCUUGUGUCUAGUGAUUUUAUGUCGUGAAUUGAUACACCAUAUCCUUUUGUUUCAAUUUCAAUGUUACUGAUAAUGAUUUACAUUGAAAUAUACUAAUUGUAAUAUAAACAUUGAAACUUACUCAAAUGGGAGGACAACAGCAGUAAAUAAUAAUAUGCAACAAUUCUUUGAUUGUUUGCACAUUACUAUUUUGAUGAACAAGAAUGAAGCCGCAUAGUAACUUGUUAAAUCAUCAAUUUUUUACUUAUGUUUGCAUGGUAAUAUAUUAAUUGGAUAGAAAUUAUAGCAAAUGAAAUAGCUCAUGAAUUUGAUGUAAAUAUGACUAAAAUUGUAUUUAUUCCAUGACUGUUCAAACUUAUUUUCAUGUAAAUAUUUAAUUUUAUUAACUAGAUUUUAUGUAAAAAAAGUAUAUGUUGUUCAAACCUUUUGAGUGCUAAUGUAUUUUUCAAAACCUAAAAUGUCGCUUUAUUGUUACUUUUACUCUCUUAUCUGAUAUUACUCAUUCAUACAAUUUAUUAUUGCUUAAUAAGUGUUAAUUUGUGUAUUUUUACAUUUUUUCAAUCAGUGCAAAAAAUGCAGUCCAUAGAUUAUUCAAAACACUUUUAUCAUCAGAUCAUUUUUUAGGUAAAUGAUAAAAUGAUUGGCAGAGAAUAUGGGUUGCUUCACAGAUACAACAUAUUGUGCAGGUUGCUUAUAAUUUGAAAGGUCACUUUUGAUUUUAAUAAGAUAAACCAACCAACUAAUUAGAAAUAACAUCUAAGUUUGACUUUCACUAUCCCACCAGCUCAAAUUCACCUUUACAUUUCAAUGACCCUAAGUUAUGAAUAUUCAUUACAUAAAGUUUUCUACAAUCAGAAACCAGCAUGAAAUGCAUUCCGAAAUUGAUAUAAAAUUAAUUCAUCGGGUUGUUUCCAUUUUAAAAAUGUUAUUUAAAAAAAUGGAAGCUUAAAUAUGAUUGGUUUAAAACUGUUAUUCCUUUGGGUCAUUGAAAUGUGACCCAAUAUGCAAUUUUGUGAAAUAUUGAUGACAGUAGAGUAGUGAGUGGCAAACUGAGAUGUUAUUUUGAUCAGAUUAUUAAAUAGAUCAAUUAUACUUCUUAUCAUUGAAAACUCAUGUUUUCAUUGAUUUUUUUUUAUUAAAUGUUUGAAUAUCCAUAGAAAAUAAAUAGUUAACGUUGAA